This is a messenger RNA of Brassica oleracea var. oleracea, 1277 nucleotides long. Its product is annotated as src substrate cortactin. Gene Ontology annotation, molecular function: protein binding. Bases 157 to 1266 code for a protein of 369 amino acids. The transcript is spliced from 10 exons. Lineage: Eukaryota; Viridiplantae; Streptophyta; Magnoliopsida; Brassicales; Brassicaceae. The record is from RefSeq and is a predicted model, not a curated record.
UUAUUUUAGUGUAUAAAGAAUUCGAAAGCAGAGAAAUUUCCUGGGGGAGGCCAACGCGAUUUCACGAUUUCGAAUCUCUGAGCUCGUAAUCGGAGGGAAGUCGAAGGUGGGAAAUCAAGGUAGAAGGAGAAAGAGCUGUGAGAUCAGAUUUGAGGAAUGGAUGCGAUACGGAAACAAGCGAGCAGGCUGAGGGAACAAGUCGCGAGACAGCAGCAGGCUGUGUUCAAGCAAUUUGGAGGAGGAGGACAUGGCUCUAGUUUAUCCGAUAAUGCAGAGCUCCAUCAGCACCAGAAGCUUGAGAAGCUUUACAUAUCCACCCGUGCUGCCAAGCAUUACCAAAGAGAUAUUGUUCGUGGGGUGGAAGGUUAUAUAGUCACCGGAUCCAAACAAGUUGAAAUAGGGACGAAACUGUCUGAGGAUAGCAGGAAAUAUGGUUCAGAAAACACAUGUACAAAUGGUAACGUCUUGACUAGGGCGGCACUCAGCUAUGGCCGUGCUCGUGCACAGAUGGAGAAAGAGCGUGGGAAUAUGUUGAAGGCUCUUGGUACACAGGUUGCUGAGCCAUUAAGGGCAAUGGUCAUGGGAGCUCCAUUGGAGGAUGCUAGACAUCUUGCUCAACGUUAUGACAGAAUUCGCCAAGAAGCUGAAGCUCAGGCGACAGAAGUUGCCAGACGCCAAGCGAAGGCGAGGGAGUCACAAGGCCAUCCUGACAUCUUGACGAAACUGGAAUCUGCAGAAGCGAAACUUCAAGACCUAAAAGCAAAUAUGACAACAUUGGGGAAGGAAGCCGCUUCUGCUUUAUCUUCCGUUGAGGAUCAACAACAAAAAUUGACUCUUGAACGACUUAUAUCAAUGGUUGAAUCUGAACGUGCCUACCAUCAAAGAGUCCUCCAAAUACUUGAUCAGCUCGAAGGAGAGAUGGUAUCUGAGAGGCAACGUAUCGAAGCCCCCACUACUCCUUCCUCAAAUGCUGACAAUAUGCCGCCACCUCCAUCGUAUGAGGAAGCAAAUGGAGUGUUUGCAUCUCACAUGCACGACACAUCAACAGAUAGCAUGGGUUACUUCUUAGGAGAGGUCUUGUUCCCAUAUCACGGUGUGACAGAUGUCGAGCUGAGCUUAACAGCUGGUGAAUACGUUGUUGUUAGAAAGGUUACUGGCAACGGAUGGGCAGAAGGUGAAUGCAAAGGCAAAGCUGGUUGGUUCCCUUAUGAGUACAUUGAAAGAAGGGAACGAGUUCUUGCUAGCAAAGUCUCUGAAGUCUUUUGAGAAAACUGAAG